Messenger RNA from Diachasma alloeum, 1598 nucleotides. RefSeq lists its product as uncharacterized. The record is from RefSeq and is a predicted model, not a curated record. NCBI's taxonomy places the organism in Eukaryota, Metazoa, Arthropoda, Insecta, Hymenoptera, Braconidae. The transcript has 6 exons. Bases 115 to 810 code for a protein of 231 amino acids.
UAGCGAGACAGAGCAGGAGCCCCGCGAGCUCCCACUAUUUUAACCCGAGUCCGAGUUUAAGUUUAUCGAUAACGGAUUUACGUGUGUGAAUAAUCACGGUCUUGUGCACGAGCGAUGAAGUUCACAGCGACAAUCCUUGCGGCCGCGUGCCUGAUUGCUCUAGUCAGCUCUAUUCCAGUUCCCGAGAGCGAGGGACUUCAAUCUCAGGCACUGGAUCGCUUAGUCAUGGUCGAAGAUGACAACGACGCCGCCCUAAGAAGUAAAAGAACGAUCGGCAUACUCCGUCAGCUCUUCCCUGGCAUCUCCCAGGACGUAAAUCCCGAAGCCGAGAAUCAAGUCGCCCAAGACGGGGAUCAAGCGGGUUCGGAGAACAACGAAGUGCGAGUGCAGUUCGACGAUCAAGGAGCAUCGGCGAACGAAGCGGUGCAGUCGGAAUUAGCUCCCCUGGAGGAGAUAGAGGUGAGCGACGACGAGAACAGGAACAAGAGAUUCCUGAACUUCGGCUUCGGGGGAAAUAAUGGAGGAACUGGGGGCAGUGCUGGGGGAUCAGGAAACUUUUUGUUCGAUAUAAUAAGGCUUGUGGCCGGCAGUGGAUCAGCAACGCAAUCAUCACAAUCUGGCACUGCUGCGGAUCCAAAUGCUGGGAGACAAGACGCUAUUCAGGAGGCAGUACCUGGACCUGUUACUAGGCUCUUUGUCAUUGCUAAUCGGGGUCUUUCGAAUUUAAUUCAGGAUCUCAUUCUUCGUCUCGCAGCAACCAGUGAGCGUAUCGUAAACUUCAAGGCACGACUCAUCACUUCAAUCAUCUAAAACGGCAGGGAGACACUGAUGCGCCGAGGGAGAUGAUUGAUUGGAUCGUGGGUACGACGAAUUUGACGACGAAAAAAGUCGUCCCUUGUACCCGGGAUCCCAGCAAAGAGACGUUGAAAUCGAUGAAUCAAUCCGCCAGGCAUUUCAACGCUUUCCUCUUCUUUUUUACUCUACUAUCACUCGUUUCCACUUCACACUCGAUUCCCCUUCAUCACUUUAUACUUUUGUAAUUACUUCAUCAACUUUUUCUUCAUUUUUCCACUCUUCUCUCCCCUCUCCUCUCUCUGUUUCUAUUUCUGUUCUACAUCUUCUAUUCUAUUUCUUCAAUUUCUUCCAUGAAAAUUCUCCCUCUCUCACUCGAUUUCCUCAACAAACCAACCGAGCGUGAAUUAAACUCGGCCACGUCGAUCCUGCAGAGAUGCAUGACAACAAGCCGCUAUUUUAACGGAAAAUGUUGUAUUUUAUUUUUAUUAUUCGAUUGUCACUGUUGUUGGAGGAAAGAAAAAACAGAUGAGAACUUGUAAAUAUUAUUUCCCAAGGGUCUUUUUGGGUUACUGCGUCCACUGCCUCUAUUAUGUACUUAUUACAAAAAUUGUUUGACUCCUUUUUUGAAGGAAUUUUAUUUUGUGAUUAAAUCUAUAUUGCUUUUUAUUUUUUUUUCGAUCGGUAUUUUUUUUUAUUGUAUGGAAAUUAUGGAAGAAGCGUCCCCCGUGAAUGUGCGAGCAAUCUGUGUAUGUAAAUCCCCCAUUAUUUUGUAGUGUAAAUAAACAUGUUGAGUAAGAAGUUGA